AAUAUAGUUAUAAGGAGGAGCCUAAUUACAUUUACUAGCUGGCUUCAGCCAAUAGGGUGAUAAGGAUCCAGGGCUAUGGGAUGACGACGAAUCCUGCCAGUGUGCUGUGAAUGCGAGGCAGAAGAAGGGACUUGCAGUUUGUGUGCAGGAGGGGAAGAGAACAAGUCAAGGGCCUCUGGAUUAGCAGGCUGAGGAAAGGAAAAAAGGUCUAUUUGUAUUUCUUCCUCAAACACGAUUUCAAGGGUGACAGCAUCUCUCUGGCUAAGCUAUAGUGACUCCAAAAGCCCCUCUGGACUGUGGAAGACAGUUAUUUAGUCUCACUCGCGUUGUGGAGAAGUUCUCCAUCCUGAGCUUCAGCAAUGAAUUUUCUCCGAAGGCGCCUCUCGGACAGUAGUUUUGUGGCCAACUUGCCCAAUGGCUAUAUGAUGGAUCUUCAGCGUCCUGAUAACUCCACUAGCUCUCCAGGUUCUCCAGCAAAUGAGAGGAAGCAACAGCAGCAACCAUCUCAGCCAUCACCCUCUUCCUCUUCUGGAACCAGUAUCUUCAGUUCCAUCUCCAGCGCCAUGAAGCAGACCACACAAGCAGCUGCAGGACUGAUGGAGCACUCGGCAAGCCCCACUCCUGUGGCUCAGAAACCCAAGAUCCUUUUGGUGAUUGAUGAUGCUCACACAGAUUGGGCCAAGUAUUUCCAGGGGAAGAAGGUGAACGGAGAAUUUGAGAUCCGAGUGGAACAGGCUGAGUUCUCAGAGCUGAACCUGGCUGCUUAUGUUACUGGUGGCUGCAUGGUGGACAUGCAGGUCAUGAGGAAUGGCACCAAGGUAGUAAGGUCCUUUAAGCCUGACUUUGUUCUGAUUCGACAACAUGCAUACAGCAUGGCACUAGGAGAGGACUUCCGCAGCCUCAUCAUCGGCCUGCAGUAUGGCGGAGUCCAUAGUGUCAACUCCCUUUACUCCAUCUACAACUUUUGCAGCAAGCCCUGGGUGUUCUCUCAGCUAAUUAAAAUCUUCAACUCCCUGGGUCCUGAGAAGUUCCCUCUUGUGGAGCAAACAUUCUUCCCAAGCCAUAAGCAGAUGCUCACAACCCCAAAUUUCCCUGUCGUGGUCAAGCUGGGACAUGCUCAUGCUGGAAUGGGGAAGGUAAAAGUUGAGAACCAGUAUGACUUCCAGGACAUGGCCAGCGUGGUAGCCAUGGCAAAAACCUACGCCACCACUGAAGCAUUCAUCGACUCCAAGUACGACAUCCGAAUCCAGAAAAUCGGCAGCAAUUACAAAGCUUACAUGAGGACAUCCAUCUCUGGAAACUGGAAGGCAAACACAGGUUCUGCCAUGCUGGAGCAGAUCGCAAUGACAGAGAGGUACAGACUCUGGGCGGACUCCUGCGCCGAGAUGUUUGGAGGCCUCGAUAUUUGUGCCGUCAAAGCUGUCCACAGCAAAGAUGGGAAGGACUAUAUCAUUGAGGUGAUGGAUAGCUCGAUGCCCCUGAUAGGGGAGCACGUAGAGGAGGACACACAGCUUGUAGCUGAUCUGGUUGUCUCCAAAAUGACUCAGCUUCUUGUGACUGUAGGAUCUACCCCCUCACCUCCAAGGCCUUGGCCUCAACAAGUCCAGCCUCAGUCAAUGAAAUCACAGACGCAGCCUCAGCCUGGACCCCAGCUUGGGCAAUCAUCCCAACCACGGCCACCUCCUCAAGGGGGUCCACGCCAGCCUCAGGGAUCUCAGCCUCCGCGGACUGGAGCACCUCCACAGCAACGGCUCUCUCCUCAGGGCCAGCAGCCCCAGAGUCCCCAGUCUAGCUCACCUCAGCAGCAGAGGUCGCCUGGAUCCCCACAGUUAACACGAUCUUCCACUGGAACCUCCCCAGUCCAGGCCUCCAAGCCAGGCAUCUUUCCACCACAGCAGCCUAGACCCCCUGCCCAAGGACGGGCUCCUGCUCAACAAGGCCUUGGUGAAACACCCAAGCAGCAGGCCUCCCCACAUCCACACCUGAACAAAUCCCAGUCCCUGACGAACACCUUCAGCAUAUCUGAAUCAUCACAACAGGGAAAUGCCAACGAAGAUGAGGCAAAAGCUGAAACCAUCCGCAACCUGAGGAAGUCUUUUGCUAGCCUGUUUUCUGAUUAACAUCCCUGGAGUCAGAUCAGUGCUUUUGUUAGUCCACUCUUCAUAUCAACCUACCCAAUGUUAUUGUGGAAUUUACUCAUUGGUACCUAAUGGUUCAUGCAAAAUCUGGGAAUAUAAUCCUUCAGGCUAUCUUUUCUAAAUGGGUUUUGCCCAGAAAUUAGUUAGCCCUAGAUGUUUUAAUUUUAAGGGUUAGUCCAACAUGGGCCAAAAAAGUGACUAUGUAAAAAUGGCACUUUCUCACUUGGUAGAUCUGCUUUGUGUGCAUAGUCAGUAAGAUCUGCUUACUUGAAUGACCUGAAAUAAUUUCAAAGUACUUUUUACUGCUAUCACCCCUUCCCAAGCCAACAAAGCUAUUGGAGAGCAAAUUAGAUUCCAUUUUGGCUUGCACAUUAUUAACAGAAUGAAUAACUAGGUUCCCAUUAAAGACUCUUUAUUCUCAUUGAGGCUGACCCAAAAGGAACAGAGUUUGAUUUCUGAUGCAAAUGUGCAGAGACAGAAGUUAAAAUAAACAUCUAUUUACUUGAGUGAGCAUGUUUGAUCUGGAAAUCAUGAAGACAUAAUGAAUUUGGAACCUCAUAAUGCUAGUUUUACAGAGUCACUUUUCUGAGCAGAACUGUAUUUCAAGUAAAACUCGGUAUCAGCUGUCAGUGAGUCCCAGAGAUCAUUGAAGCAUUACGUUGAAGUAUUAUGUUGGAUUUCUGCUCUGCUCAGGGCCAUCUUACCAGUAGCAAUUUAAAUGUGUCUGUUUCAUGCUUUGAGGCUAUGUUUCCAAUAUGUGUUUCUUGAUUUCUGGGAGAAAGGUAUCAUGUUCUAACCCUACAGCCAUAGCUCAAAAAUAAACCAGAAAAUAGGACUGCCACACAUCUUGAAAAAAUAGAUAAUUUAUGUUCAAAUAUAGUUCACACAAACUCCAGAUAAAAUCCAUCCAAGCUGCUAAAUCUGUAUAAUCUGACUUGGUUGCAUCUGGCUAAGUGAUCCCCAUGGGGCAAGAUUAAUUAGUAGCAGAGUUUGAGGUGUUCGUACCAUUAUGAGUCUUCCAUGCUACAGAAUGGAGAGAGCCAUGGGCUCCCGGCCGCACUUAAGUCAAAGGGAGUUUUUCAUAGAUGUAAGUGGGGCCAGGACUUCACCCAUGGAGUCAGUGCAAGGUGAGAGACCUGUGACUGGAUGGCUUCCCCCUGGAAAACUAUCACUUGGGAGAAAGAACAACCAGCUAUUCCACCCCCACUUAUAAACCAAAUAACUUGUUUUGCUUCCUCUUUCCAGCACUGUCUAUGCAAAACUGAAAUAACUAGGAGACUAGUCUGGCAUUGCACUUCAAAUCAACCCAAAGCGGUCACUGUACCACCAACUGGAGCACUUGCUAAUGCUGCUGCUCAGAGCAGCAGCGUUUACUUUCCACUGUUUACUACUACAGGCUAACAGUGUUGACUCUAUGCCAAGGCGACUCAUCUAAGGGAAUACAAAUUUAAGGUAAUAUUUAGUGCUACUCAGCUGCCUCAGGCCCAAUAACCUGAAUCCUCCCCCGCCCACUCAUUUCUUUUCAAGACCUCUGUGCAGCUACGAGUACAUGCAGCCUCUGGGAGCAAGAUCUACAUCUCAGCCAUAGGAGUCAAUUGGAAGGCCCAGAAGUGCUCCCAGCAGUGCACAUUUGGUAACAGUGAGUUUUGGGUUUGAGGAUAGUAGGACAUUUCCUCCCCUAGUGACCCCCCGCAAAGUGGGAUGACAAUGUGUGAAGAACUAGUUUACAGCUGGAGCUAUGAUGUGUCUGCCUACUCUUUUUAUUAACUGCCCCAAGGAAUCUCCCCUGGGGCAGGUUAUCUAUAUUACGGGUACCCCAAAGAAUGAUUUUUCUGGAGAACUCGUAAAGGUGGCAGAAGGACCAAUAAUUGAACCAUUGCCUGCUCUGCUUUCCCUUGUGGCAUGUGACAGUCUAAAUCAGGAGUGUGUGCAACUAGUUUGGGACUGAGCCAUGACAAAAAUGAGAGUGACAGAAGCUAUAUAAAUAGCUGAACAUUAAUGACUGCUGCUAGGAAAGUUUACCCCAGCUGAGGCUCUGCUCCUUGGAACAGGAGCAGUUCAGUUUACAACACACCUGAUGCGAGUGUGGUAUUUCCAUCCCACCAAUCUUAUGCACAGGAAGGGAGGCCCGGUGAACCCCAGUGAGGAGGCAGAUGACACAGACGACAUUUCUGCUAAACUUUCCUUCUGGCUCUAUCUAGUAGUGUUGUACCAAUCCUCACAUGUAACUUUAGGGCUGGACCCUUGAGCCCAUGUCCCCUUUGCAGCACACCAGGAAGUUCCUGUUUGAGGCUGGGAGAGGAAUUUUAUGGAUAUCAAACACAUUUCAGUGUGCAGCUCUGCCUGUGGUUUAGUGCUUUGCUGUAAGCUGAAAUGGGAACAGAACCCUAAAGUAGCAAGAAAAACAGCAGGCUGGACAUCUUGGAUUUUACACCAACAUGGGAAUAAAGCCAGACAAUUCCUGCAUACCACCAGUAACAACUGUCACUACAGCGCAGCCACAGGGCCCCAAGACAAUCAGCUCCCAGGGACUAUCCUGACUGGGUCUUUGUAGAUGAAAUGUCUUUGGUGAGCUGAGUGCUUUCCAGCAUGCCACUUUUUCUGGGUGGGGAAGUUCUUUGGACCAGUGAAUUAUGUCUGUAGGUUAAUAUUGAAGGAAAAAACUUCCUGAUUUAUCGUUUUCCUUCUGUGCUUCUAGAUCUUCCUUCCGGCUUUGCUAAGUGGUGAAACAAAUAGCACUAUAACUACAAGUUACUGCUCCUGUGCAGGAGCGAGAAAGUGGCACGUGCUCCUUUGCAGUCUCCAGGCGCAAUAAAGGGUGACAAAUAGCCUUGAAUUGCUAUGAGCACACAUUGUACCAGUGGCAAAAGCCAUAGGUGAUUUAACAGGCUCCAUUUUGUGGAGAGGAGGUAGUGCAACUCUGGUGUGGCGGGGAGGUAUGUGUUCCUUCUUUACACACACACACACACACACACACCCCCACCCCCACCCCAAUUCUUAGGCUCUUUCCUUUCUAUCUAGGCUUUUCUAGAGAGUAAAUGUUUCCAGGGUACAUCAAAGAAAAGGGCUCACUGCCAGAAAGCUCAGCUAUUCCACCCCCACUUAUAAACCAAAUAACUUGUUUUGCUUCCUCUUCCCAGCACUGUCUAUGCAAAACUGAAAUAACUAGGAGACUAGUCUGGCAUUGCACUUCAAAUCAACCCAAAGCGGUCACUGUACCACCAACUGGAGCACUUGCUAAUGCUGCUGCUCAGAGCAGCAGCGUUUACUUUCCACUGUUUACUACUACAGGCUAACAGCGUUGACUCUAUGCCAAGGCGACUCAUCUAAGGGAAUACAAAUUUAAGGUAAUAUUUAGUGCUACUCAGCUGCCUCAGGCCCAAUAACCUGAAUCCUCCCCCGCCCACUCAUUUCUUUUCAAGACCUCUGUGCAGCUACGAGUACAUGCAGCCUCUGGGAGCAAGAUCUACAUCUCAGCCAUAGGAGUCAAUUGGAAGGCCCAGAAGUGCUCCCAGCAGUGCACAUUUGGUAACAGUGAGUUCUGGGUUUGAGGAUAGUAGGGCGUUUCCCCCCCAUUUUUAGCCUUCAGACCACUUUAGAGUGCAGGUUUAUUAAAUUAACAAAGUGAUGCUUUGUCCUAAAUGAAAGGCCAGUGAGAAAUUCAUUGAUCUUUAAGGCUAGAAGGGACCAUUGUGAUCAUCUAGUCUGACCUCCUAUUUAACCCAGGCCAGAGACCCUCCCCCAGUAAUUCCUGCAUCAAGCCCCCAACUUGUGGUUUGAACGACAACAUUGCACUUGGAAAGACAUGUAGUUUUGAUAUAAUGACUUCAAGCGAUGGAGAAUCCACCACAUCCCUUGGUAAACUGUUCCAGUAGUUAACUACCAUCACUUAAAAAAAAAACCAAACACCCAAAGCCUGUACUUUAUACAAGCUGUUUGUUGCUAUAGUGUAGUCCUCUCAAGCAACCUGCAUAUCCCCAGCUGGCAUAGCUAGCAACGCCAGCAUAAUUCUGAGAGAUACAUAGGCUAGGUGAAGUCACAGAGGGUCACAGCCCCCUAUUAUAUUUUACAUACAUUGGUAUGUGCCACUCAGGCAGUCUCUAUUCAUACUACUAUGGCAUUAUCUGACUGCAGGAGACCAAAAGAACUACAAUAGUUGACUUAAUUAAAGCAAGAGAGAUCGGGGGCGGGAUGUACAUCAACAGUUCAGACAGCAACUCAGUAUCUUAUUUCAAAGAAAUCUCCAGUUUAAAGGAACACAGUGAAAAUUGUAAGUCCCAGGCCUGUGCUACACUGACAUUUUGCCAGCAUAGUUAUGGGUAUAUGGAAAAAGUCACCUCACUGUAUCCCUAAUGUGGAUGCAGUUAUGCGAGCAAAAGUCCUUUUGCUGUUACAGCUGAUUUCAUUUAGCGAACCAGAAUAAGCUAUACCAGCACAAACACUCUUGCCAGCGUAAACUGCCUCUCCCCAGACAGGUUUCGCAAGAUAGCUAGCUCUACUGGCAAACCCUUUCUAGGGUAGACAAGGCCUAAGAGUUGCUCUCUGCUGAAAUGUUUCAUACUGUAGGACUGAGCUUCAGCUGUCCAUGUCUUUUCUUGAAAAUCAGUCUCUUUAGCAAAACAGUAUGUUUAAACCCUACUUAACGUAUGUUUCUAAUAGCACAUGCAGCGGUUCUGACCAGAGCAGGAGUGAGGAAGGGUAGUUACAGCAAGACAGUAACGACAUUAUGGCAUUAUGAGAAGAUGGUUGUUUUGAUUUUAAACAAUCAAAGUUAAAAAUUUACAUCUUUGUCUGAACUCCUCAGCUGGUGCUGCUGUAAUAGCAAAGGUGUCAGGGUUACUGGCACACAGUUUAUGAGAAUAGAAUAGAACUGGAUUGUAGGAAUUGUUAUGCUUGCAGAAUUGCCAUGUACAAUGUGAGGUAACAAAUCCACUGACAGUAUAAGAGACAGAUCUGCUCAUUGAGGCAUUUAGCUUUGUGCUCCCAAAUGUCAUCUUACAAGCUGCAAGCAAACAAACUGGAACGCUUAACUAUCCCCCUCACAAAAAACAAGGGCUGCAGUGUGUCUCAACAGCCACAAUCAAUUUUACUUGGUAAUUCAUGUUCAGUCAGUGCUCUAGCUCCCGAACAACACUUCAAUUUCAUGCCACACAAGAGGUCUGACAAGUCAGAAGUGCUGUAAGUUGCAGGCAGCCAAGUUUACAGGUUAGAGGUAAGAGGGUUAUGUUCUAAGUUUAUUAUUAAUAUUCCAGUUGCACCUAGGAGCCCCAACCCACCGUCAGGGCUACCCUUGUGCUUGGGGAGAUUUGCAAAAGCACCUAUUGCUUUUAAAACCGCAAAUUCCAUUGAAGUCAAUGCCACUUGUGCUCCUAAAUCUGAGGCGUUACUGAAAGUCUCCAAUCAAUAGCAAGAGACAGUCCUCAUCACAAAGAGUUGACAGUCUAAAUAGACAAGAGAGUGAGAUGGUGGAAAAAGGGGAGUAUUAUCCCCAUUUUACAGAUAGGAAACUGAGACAUGGAGAAAUUAAAUAACUUGUUCAAAGUCACACAAGAGUGGGGUUUAGUGGAUGUAAUUUAUAUGCCAAGGGGCUGAAAGAGAAGAGUGUAGCAGAAAAAGCAACUAAUAGGAAGUAAAUUGAAAUAGGAUGCAGAUGUACCUUAUCUUAUACAUUCUUUUAGGCCUUUGGCUUGGUCAACCAACAUAGUCUCCUUAACUAGUUUGCUGCUCAUUCUUCAACUAGAGUCAAUAAUGCUGUAUGCAGCACAAGAAUUAGGUGCUGUGGAAGUAACAGCAUCAGACAGGAUAUCAGGGAAAACAAUAUACUGUUCCUGGGGUAGCGUUUGCUAGUAGAUUCUGUUACGAUAAACAGCAGAGAGGAAGGCAGGUGGCUCACUCCAGAAUCUGAAGAUGAGUGACAUAUGUGGAAGCUUUUGGGAAAAGAGGGACUUGCAGAGCUUAUAAGAACAGGAACUGAUGAAUUACAAACACACAGCAAUUCUGUUUUCAUGCACCUUGCCUACAGAUUAAAAAAAAGUGAAUAUAUUCUUGUGUAUGACAGCAACAGAAAUGUUUGUAAAUAGACAGUUUCUCAGCCUAACCAGUGCACCUGGACCUGAAAGAUAAUUAAUAUGGUUUACAUUCCAAUGCAAUUAAAAUUCCUGUGUAAUGCCAGGGAUUAGAGAACCGUAAGCUUGCCCUGGGAACCAUUGCUCUCCUUUCUUCCAUUUAUCCACCAUAGAUAGCGCCUCGGUGCUGCUGCCUACUGUAUCCUGCUCACUCCAUUUGGAUAUUGUCAGGCUUUGCAUUCCGGUCAGCUUAAAUGUGAAAAAAGAAAGAAAACCCAUUAUGCUAGGGGUUCUCAAACUGGGGAUUAUUACAUAGGGGGCAUGAGCUGCCAGCCUCCACCCCAAACUCCGCUUUGCCUCCAGCAUUUAUAAUGGUGUUAAAUAUAUAAACAAGUGUUUUUAAUUUAUAAGGGGCGGGGAGGUUUGCACUCAAAGGCUUGCUAUGUGAAAGGGGUCACCAGUACAAUAGUUUGAGGACCACUGCAUUAUGCCAUCUCAUUCCUGAGUGUCCAUUAGCAGCAGCUCUAGAGGUAUUGCAAAUAGGGGAUUGCUGUGAGUAAAAGAUAUGGGGCUCCAGAUCUUUGAUUUCCUUUGGUUUCACUUUUGGAGAAUUGCAUAAAAAGUGGCGACCCGAUUGCCCUCUUUUAGAACUGGAAGACUGACAUGAUAAGUGGGCAUCCCAAAGCCAAUGUUCAGCUGUUCCUCUCCCUUGUAUCUAAUUACAUAUGCAUUUGUCCAUGGCAAGUUUGCAUUCUUAUUAUACAUUCAUGUUCGGUUAUAAAAACAUAAAAAACAAUUCUCUGGAAUUGGAAGGCUCAGGAAAAAGAGUUAGAUUCUUGUGCUCUAGGUCACACAGUUUUAAAUCCAGCACAAGAGAGCCAUGAGCAAUGGUAAUGACUAGCUUCAUUUUAUAAACAGGUCAUUUCAAUUCCCUUCUUGUGAACAAGCAUACAUAUCACAACCACCACCAGCACAACUGGCACCUUUGGUGGCAGUAUGCCAAACAGAGACAACAGAUACAGACUGGAUAUGGACAGAUACCCUCUCUGCCCUAGAGGUAGUCAUUCCAGAGUAGGAUUGGGACACACUGGCAGAUGGAGGCAACAUGGAGAAGCCUGUAGAAAAAAUACACCUCAAGCUCCAACACUGUAAAGCCAGGAACCGUCCCCCCUAAAUUAACUUAUCAGUGUAACACAUACACAAAUCUCUUUUCCGGAUAUUUGCUUUGUAAGAGCUAGUUAGUGAAUGGGUCAAGGUAAGAGAAUAAAUAAUUUUAAAACAACCAAUGUAUUAAACUCACAUGUGGUUGCUUGCAAUAUUAUGGGUACAUUUCUAAAGUGCUCAUCAUGGCACAACACCUACAGAGCCUGAAUUCCCUUUUUUCUGUUAUAACCUAUGGAAUGUCAAUCAUCAUUUGUUAGCUAUGAGGCCUAAACAUACACCUAUUUCUGCUCAGAGGAAAACUAAAAUGGAAUGAAGUAUUCUAGCUACUACAAGUAAACAAUAAAGAUUAAGGGCAGCCUCGCUUUCUAAAGGGAAAAUUGUGUCCCUACAUUCUGCUACUACAUCCAUAGUCAGGUGUUCAGCUAUCCAAAUGCAGAUUUGCACUAGCAAUUACCUGCAGGAGCACAAAGAAUGCAGGGGCCAUUUGUGCCAUUUAAUCCAGCAAAAUGGAUUAAAUCCUGGCUCAUGAAAAUAAAUGGCAAAUCUCCCACUGUCUUCAGUAGCGUCAGGAUUUCAAAUCAGAUGGGCAGAUGUGCCAGUGAAAAUCUGACCUUAAAUCACACAGGUAAUAACAAUUAACAGGAAGCUGCUGCUUUGAU
Molecule: messenger RNA, 10026 nt
Organism: Chelonia mydas (Green sea turtle)
Lineage: Eukaryota; Metazoa; Chordata; Testudines; Cheloniidae
Gene: SYN3
Product: synapsin III
Exons: 14
Coding region: 360-2120 (586 amino acids)
Biological process (GO): neurotransmitter secretion
Cellular component (GO): synaptic vesicle; synaptic vesicle membrane
Molecular function (GO): ATP binding
Source: RefSeq, a predicted model, not a curated record